AUGGAGCCACAAUCGGCCAUGUCAUGGUCGGAACAACUCCAUGAGAAUACGCUCAUCGCAGCGCCUGGGGAAGAUGAAUUUUCCAACUUCCUUGAGUUCGAUAUGCAUUUCUCCGACUUGGAAGGGCACGGACCAGCACAUUCCCAGAUGCAGGAGCAACAGCAACAAUCAAUGGGACAUCCUCCCACCACGGUACCCUCGACUAUGGCCUCAGACCCGCGAUCAAAUAUAUAUGCGACCUCAAUGGAAGGCCUGGCAAUGGAUUUUGGACACCACUCGGCCCAGUCGCAACCCGCCAUGCCCUACACAAGUACUCCCAGUAUGACCCCAGGCUUCUGCGCCCAGGAUUCCUCCCAUCAGGCCAUGUCACAACAGUCGGGCCACUACAUGCAAGGCCCGCCGAUGAUCCCUCCGACUCCAAACAGUGUCGAAAUGCACGGCAAUGCAGUACGAUACUCGCAGCGGAUUGAUGAUAACCCGGAGAUGUAUGAUCCUCGAUACUCGCGCGUUGAGGACCAGGUAUGUAUCAGAUUUGAUAUAUCUAACCCUUUUCUCUCGGGCCUCUCUUGCUCACCAGGUUGCCAGGCGCUCUACACUCCCCUCAUAUCGCCUGCGAUGACACCACUGGAAACCCAAUUCCAACUGGACAGUUAUGCCGUUCCCGGGGAAUAUAGCAUCACUCCCCUCACCUCACCCGCUCUGGAGGCCCAAUCGCACUCCACGCAUGGAUUUUACCAAUCUAGACGGAUGUCAGAUGUGGGCUUUGUGCCCACCAGCGUCGAGGCCAAUCAACUGCCGGGGACUUCAACCCCGGGCUCACCAAGCAUCAUUCGCAAGACCAAUCGCCGACGCACCUCAACCACUUCUCACCUUUCGGGACGAAGCAAGGUCAAACAGUCGCCCUCCAUACGGGCCCAGACGCAGCGGAGGGGAAGACAGGUUCCUAAUUCGGAGGAGUUUUACAACAGCCUGUCCCAGGAAUUGAAUAAACCGCAGAACAAUGAUGUGCGCUCGCUUCAAGCUAGCAGCACCGAGGGCUCCGGUCAGGACUCAGUUUCGCCUGAACCCUUGUCAGAACCUUUGAUGCUACCCCCGGCGCUACCUCCGUCGCGCAGGUCCCCGGCCAUUGCUCCCCAAGCGACACAGCCUCCCAGUGCCGCGACUCCGGCGACUCUCAUGCGCAUCCAGCGAUCACAACACACCCAUGAUCCAUCGGGUCAGUUUAUGGGACGAGCUCAACUGGAAUAUCAUGACGAGACAAUGGAGGACAUUGCUUUGCCUGAAGCGGUGGAAGCCCCACAGUCGCGUCCUAGGAUGAAUCGCAUUGACACCAGUCUCCGGACCAUGGUCAGUCCAGCCAUCUCUGCAAACUUGACUCCUUCACUGGAAUCCAGGUCGGGACCCCCAAGCGGGACCGUUGCCAUCAGCCCUCGCACGGCCGCAAUGCCAUCUCCCAGCGGGCCGAUCCCGAAGAGGUCAGAUCCAUCCCGGUCUUCCAUAUCCAGUCGGAAACGGCCAAGUGUGUCUUCCACACACGCCAGCCCGCAACUUCGACCAAAAAUUAGCCCUAGUAUCCAGCCGCUGAUGCGGGCCGGUGGUGAAAAUUAUGCGCAAGAUGCGCUCUUGGCUUCCAAGUCGAACUAUCAGCAUAUACUCGACGGGACUUUGCCCUCGGGUGUUUCAUAUCCAGAGACCUUGGCUGAGAAUCUCAGCUCCAAGCGUACCAACCAUAAAUUGGCCGAACAGGGCCGGCGAAACCGCAUCAACAGCGCUCUCAAAGAAAUUGAAGCAUUGGUCCCACCAGACUUUGUCCAGGCCCGACUGGCCAAGGAGGCUGCCUUGACAGGGGUCAAAUCCGGCGACAAGGAGAAGGAUAAAUCGGCCAACCAGGCUAUCAGCAAGGCCAGUGCGGUGGAAAUGGCUAUCGACUAUAUCAAGUCUCUGCAAAAGAGCCUUAAUGACACCACUGCGAAACUGGCCGCGACUGAGGCCAAACUCGCGGGCUUCGCACUCAAAGAUGGGAGCAACACCCCCACCGCAGGCAGCACCGAACAGGUGGCUAGCAAUACAAACGGUCUUGAGUCGGAAGACAAGAAGAGUUCAUGA
Molecule: messenger RNA, 2106 nt
Organism: Penicillium odoratum
Lineage: Eukaryota; Fungi; Ascomycota; Eurotiomycetes; Eurotiales; Aspergillaceae
Product: phosphate-sensing transcription factor PHO4
Exons: 2
Coding region: 1-2106 (701 amino acids)
Molecular function (GO): protein dimerization activity
Source: RefSeq, a predicted model, not a curated record